This is a messenger RNA of Moesziomyces antarcticus, 3228 nucleotides long. Its product is annotated as glycoside hydrolase family 115 protein. NCBI's taxonomy places the organism in Eukaryota, Fungi, Basidiomycota, Ustilaginomycetes, Ustilaginales, Ustilaginaceae. Bases 1 to 3228 code for a protein of 1075 amino acids. The transcript has a single exon. The record is from RefSeq and is a predicted model, not a curated record.
AUGAAGACGAUGAUUAUCGCGAUAUGGGCGUUGCUAGCCGUGCUUACACGAGCUAUUGGCGCCAACAAUGUCUGUCUGGGCAACGACAGUGGGUAUGCGAUCGCUCGCACGGGCGAGACCACCUCGAUUCUCACUUCGCGCGACGAUGCUGCCGUCAUCCACCACGCAGCAGCCAGUUUGGCGGCCGACAUGAUGCGCACGAUCCCCGACGCCCAGGUGGUGGUGCGCAAUGUCAGUGCGGCUUCCGCCAUGCAGACCACUUCGGAGCGCGUGGUGUUUGUCGGAUCAUCCAACUCUGCGCUUGUCCAGGCGCUCGCCAAGUCGCACAGCAGUGUGGCGAGUCAAGCGUCGCUGCUCGAGGGGAAAUGGGAGUCGUGGUCGUCCGUCCUCCUCCCCAACCAAGGCGUCGUGCUGAUGGGUAGCGAUCGACGCGGAACCGCCUAUGCGCUGUACACCCUCAGCGAGGAGUUGGGUGUGAGCCCGUGGAAGUGGUUCGCCGACGUCCAGCCAACCACCACCCACACCUCCAUCUACUACGCUCCGAGCGACAAGCAAGGGUCGUUUGGAGGGAAUGCCUGCUCGCAUGGUCCGCCAAUGGUCAAGUACCGCGGCAUCUUUCUCAACGACGAAGCGCCUGCACUCACCAACUGGGCGCGCACGCACUUUGGCGGGCCCUUCGCACCGGAUGCAUCGCAGUCGUUCAGCGACGCCAUGUACACGCACGUAUUCGAGCUGCUGCUGCGUCUGCGCGCCAACCUCAUCUGGCCCGCCAUGUGGGCCGACUCCUUCGCCGUCGCCGGCCUCCCCGACCUCCCCAACAACGGCACCCACGGCAAAGGUGCCGCAGGCCCCAACCAGGUCCUCGCCGACCGUAUGGGCAUUGUAUUCGGUACAUCCCACCAGGAACCCAUGGCCCGCAACACCCCCGAGUGGAAUACUUGGUACCAGGGACCUUGGGAUUAUACCAAGAACAGCGAGAAUAUUACGACGUACUGGCAGUACGGUGUCGACCGCGCAGAGGGACUCGAAACCAUGUUCACAAUGAGCAUGAGGGGCAACGGCGACAAGGCGCUGGAUGGAGCGAACAUUGAGCUGCUCGAGUCGAUCAUGGCCAAGCAAAAGAGCCUCCUCCCCCACACCGCCACCAACGCAUCGAGAGUGGGUGUGCCGAUGAUGAUGUGCCUCUACACCGAAGUGCAAGGCUACUACAACGAAGGCCUCCGCGUCGACGAUGACAUUACGCUGCUAUGGACCGACGACAACUUUGGCUUUAUCCGUCGCAUCCCCACUGCGGACGAGAAGAAGCGGUCGGCCGGAGCGGGACUCUACUAUCAUGCGGAUUAUGUGGGGCCGCCGAGGUCGUACAAGUGGGUGAAUACGGUCAAUCUGGUGAAUGCGUGGGAGCAGCUCAAUGUGGCAUUUGCCAACGAACAGCGCGAGAUGUUUGUGCUCAAUGUCGGCGACCUCAAGCCCGUCGAGGUGCCGAUUCACUUUAUGCUCGACAUGGCCUACGACUCGUCGCGCCUCACCCACGCCAGCAACGUGUCCACCUGGCUUGAUACCUGGGCCGCCAAAACUUUCGGUGCCGGUGCGAAUGGGGAGCAUCUCAAGGUCGCUGAGGUGGUGCGGGGAUACUCGUGGCUCAACUCGCGCAUCAAACCGGAGCUGGUCAACGCGACCACCUGGUCGGUCGUCAACCAUGCAGAGGCCGAGUCGGUGCUGGCCGAGUGGGAUCGUCUCGAAACAAUGGUGUCCGACCUCGAACCCUACUUCCGUGGCGGGGAUAACUGGGAGGCGUUCUUCCAGCUGGUGGCAUACCCUACGCUGGCGAGUGCCAAUCUCAACCGCAUGCACGUUGCCGUGGGCCGCAACAACCUCGCGGGUACGCAGGCCAAAAACUCUGCGAACCACUGGGCGCAACGUGCGAGAGAGCACUUUGCGCGCGAUGUCGAGCUGACCGCCGCGUACCACUCGCUCGGCAAUGGCAAGUGGAAGCAUAUGAUGAGCCAGCCGCACAUGGGGGGUCAGUACUGGCAGCAGCCCAUGCGCAACAUGCUCCCGCCCCUCUCGUACAUGCACCUCGACGACUCGUGGCCGGAUACGGCGCUGGGCAGCAAUCUUCGCGUGGGCGUGGAUGGAAGCAUGGGUGCAUGGCCGGGUGAUAACCAGUACAACUGCGCCGACGGGUACAACUGCCCCGACCCGGUACUGCCCGCGUUGACCCGGUACAGUGGCGAUCAGCGACGCAGCAUCUGGGUCAGCGCCGGUGACGCGCAAAAGUUCUCCUUUUCCGCCACCACCAAUGCUUCGUGGCUGGGUGUGGCGCAUCGACUCGCCACCGACUCGGCCAACGCCACCCAGGGCGCAAGGUUUGUUCGUAGACGCAGCGAUGGAUUCGAGGCCGGCGCCGAGUUCGACGACGAGGUCGAGGUGCAGCUCUCUGUCGACUGGACCGCCUUACCCAGCCCAAGCUGCACCGGUGCUGCACAGAUGCGCACCGCCAUGGUCUACAUCAACGCCACCCACAACGACAGACUGCCCGGUAUGAGCCCACCCACCAACGUUACAGUAUCGCUCUCUGUCGAUCCGUGCCUGCUUGGCGAUGAAGUGGAGCAAGGAACGUUUGUCGCUUCGCCAGACGGCAGUGUCUCGAUGCUCGCUACGCACGCCACGAUCGAGUCUGCACGAGACGCUUCCUUCACCCCGGCGUACAUCGAGGCACUUGCCGGGUACGGGCUGUUGGGAUCGGCAGUGACCGUGCUGCCGCCCACUGCCGAGUCGAUUGACCGCAACGAUACCGCCAACCUCGGCCGCGGGCCCUCGCUCGCAUUCGACUUUUACCUCCCGCACUCCGUGGGCAACGAGACGGCGUUCAACGUGACGGCGUGGCUAGCACCCGUGCUCAACUACCGCGACAAGCGUCCCCUGCGAUACGCCCUCGAACUCGAUGCUGAUCCCAAGUCGAGGGUUCAGGUGACCCCCGUGCCGGACAACAUCACGCCGGGCACCAAUUCGGCCGAUUGGGGCAACGUGGUCAGCGCCAACAUCCGCACCGUCACCACCUCCCUCUCCUCAUCGGCUGCGACGCAGGACGGCAAGCACACGCUCAGAUGGUGGCCGCUCGAACCGGGUCUCGUGCUGCAAAAGAUGGUCAUCGAACCACACGCCAAACUCUCGGCCCGCACAACGCUGGGCCUCCCCGAAUCACGACGUGUAGGCAUGCUCUAG